This is a messenger RNA of Lytechinus variegatus (green sea urchin), 1665 nucleotides long. RefSeq lists its product as uncharacterized. The transcript has 8 exons. Lineage: Eukaryota; Metazoa; Echinodermata; Echinoidea; Temnopleuroida; Toxopneustidae. Bases 466 to 1665 code for a protein of 399 amino acids. The record is from RefSeq and is a predicted model, not a curated record.
UGUAAUAACGUCAUACAAACACAAUGUAGGGAGAAAUACACCCAUCGCAGUCUUAACCAUUCAGGCUCUAUUCCUGAUGUGACAUGCAAUGAUGGUAUUUUAUUUUGCAAUCAAUCGUGCAAGGACUUGGAAGUGAGACUACUCUGUAGCAUAAAUGACACAGUGAUUGUUCCCGAGCCCGACCUUCACUGGUCAUUGAGUGAGAUUGACGGCGGUGAGGGCGCCCUUGGGGCUAUCGGCCCCUGGACCUGCAAAGAUACGGUUGAGCGAGUCGAACCAAUAAAUGGGUCGAUUGUGGGCGAGGUGGAGCAAGGCAAAUCGUUGAGGCAAGUAACUGGCCCGCCAUCUCAUGACAAACUCUGCGCAGUUAGAGCCAGGGUCCCUGCGAAGUUGGCGUUUAAGCCAUAUCUCAACAACUGCUUGACCAAUCCAGAAUGCUGCGAUUCCCACCACAGCAUCUCCGUCAUGUUCUGGUUUAUCAUGAAGGGGAACGAAACUCGGCCUCAGUUAUCUCCCCUCCACCUGUUUCGGUCCCCGUCCCUGGUCUGUACGGUACAGAACGGUAACUUUAUCGUGACGUACUUGCACGGGGAUACCGCGUGGGCUGUCGAUGAGACGCUAAUGCACAGUGGAUGGACCCACGUCACUAUAACGUUUGACCUCCUGAGCAAUCUUACAGUUUACUUCAAUGGUGCCGAAGUGGCUGAAGCAAUCCCGACGUCAUCUUCGACACAAUUCGAUGACGUCAUAAAAGGUUUCCAGACGGACAACACGUCCUUCUGGAUUCUCUCUUCAGAAGAGAAUGUAACGUCAUCAGAUAUUCCUCCAAUAGCAAUGACAGAUUUGAAGGUAUUUUACUCAGCCUUGUCUGCAUCUCAAACUCGUGACAUCUUCCGAAGUGAACAUGAAGAUACUUCGCCCCGGGUCCUGCGAAUGGCAGCGAGGAAGUUUACCUUCAUGGACUCCGUGGAAACAGACGUACAGGUUACCCACAUCAAGCUGUCCUGCCUGAUUCGAGGACCAUCCGAAGUCAAUGUCCGGUUCAUGUAUGAAAGCGACCACGGGUAUUUUGCCGAGGUUACCUCGAACGAGUUCUAUAUGCUGUCGUUCAGCCAAGAAGAGAAUGACCACCGCGUGAUAGCCGUCUUACAUAUUUACGGCAAAAAGGACGGUAAUGCUGGAUACCUCCCUUCCCGGUUCACCUGCGAAGUGGUAUCCGAUAAUCUUCUCAGCGCCUACGGAUAUCCGGUUAUACAAACACCCGCUCCAACCGAUCGCUGUACUAUCUCGGACAGGAACCUGGGGCAUGCUGAGAACAACGAAGAAUACGAUAUCUGCAGAAAUCCAAUAUACGCUGAAUGCAGGGCAACCCUUUUUCCAUCCCUCAAUUCUUAUCAACCGUGGUAUGAAUCAUCGGUUACAUUUGUACCGGAUUCGGAUUAUCCGUGUAACGAGAAAGGUAUCCGCUGCACCAGAGGAUAUUUCAGUCAGAACGUUCAAAAGUGUCCAGAUCUCAAGGUCCGCUAUGUAUGUCCCGUUAUCGAAUCUCCUGCAGAUGAAGUGCCUUCCACUAGUACCAGCACGACUGGUGCUACUCCCAGCAAUAAUGCGAACAAAAACACGGAUGGUAGUCAGACCACUACCAGGGGUGGCGGUGUGUCGUAA